Molecule: messenger RNA, 4297 nt
Organism: Polyodon spathula (Mississippi paddlefish)
Lineage: Eukaryota; Metazoa; Chordata; Actinopteri; Acipenseriformes; Polyodontidae
Product: E3 ubiquitin-protein ligase RNF123
Exons: 39
Coding region: 247-4170 (1307 amino acids)
Cellular component (GO): cytoplasm
Molecular function (GO): ubiquitin-protein transferase activity; protein binding
Source: RefSeq, a predicted model, not a curated record
AUUCGGUAUGCCGUACAGAGUAGGGUUGUUGUUGUCAGAAUUUAAAGAGGAUACCGGAUUACAAACCGCCCCUUCCUUGCUCCCGCCUGGAUCUCAGCGAUAGAACCGACCCGAGCGUCGCCGAGCACCCAGAACCACUGACAGAAACAGGACAACAGCGACAGAGAGACAGACAGAGGCAGGGAGACACAAUCCGGGAGAUCAGUCCGAGACAGACCAGUUGACCUGGUCUUGCUGGUGGGAAGGAUGAGCUCCAAGGGGGGUGGCACGACGCUGUCCCACCGCAGCUACAGGCUGGCCUCAGACACAGACAUGCCCAAAGUGGCAGGAAUCGUCAAUGAGAAGCUGUUGAGUGACUAUCUAAACCACAUAUUCCCCAGCACCAGCAAGCCUCAACAGCCAGCAGCAGCGUUCAGGAAGCCGCUAACCUUUCUGGAUCUGGGGGAUCACUUGGACAGGCUGCUAGCAGAAGGGGAGGCUGCUGAGGAGAGCAAAGAUGUUGAUGGGCGCCUGGGCCCUCCCACUGUUGUCCUGGACCACACCAGUGGCUUCGAGGGGCUGCUCUUAGUGGACGAUGACCUCCUAGGGGUUAUUGGACACAGCAAUUUCAGCUCCAUCAGAGCUACCACCUGUGUGUUCAAAGGGAAGUGGAGCUAUGAGGUGUUGAUCUCCUCUCAGGGUUUGAUGCAGAUUGGCUGGUGCACUCUGAACUGCAGAUUUAACCAGGAGGAGGGAGUGGGAGACACAGAGGAUUCGUACGCCUAUGAUGGGAAUCGAGUGCGCAAGUGGAACGUCACCACCACCAACUACGGCAAGUCCUGGGCUGCAGGGGAUAUUGUGACCUGUCUAAUAGACCUGGAUGAAGGGACAAUCUCAUUCUGCCUGAAUGGUCAGUCUCUGGGCACUGCGUUCAGUUCCAUUAAGAUUGGUCCUGGCCUGGCCUACUUCCCUGCCAUUAGCCUGUCCUUCAAGGAGUCUGUGGCUUUCAACUUCGGCAGCCGGCCACUCCGCUACCCUGUUGAGGGCUACCAGCCCCUGCAGGAUCCACCAAGCGCUGACCUCCUGAAAGCAGAGAGGCUUCUGGGAUACAUAAAGAACGUCUUCACCACGAAAAUCGACACGCAGGAGGGAAAGCUGUUGGUGAAGGACAGUGCUGCCUGGGAGCUGCAGGGGGAGCCCACUGUGCUGGUGACGCUGGCUCACAUCUUCAAUCACUUUGCUCCCUUAAUGUGCAAGGUGUACCUGGUGGAGGGCGUCCUCAUGCGCUUCCUGCUCAGUAUUCUGGAGGGGGGCGGCUCUGUAGACGAACACCCCCUCAUACAGAAACUGCUAGACCUCAUGUGGCUGCUGAUGGAGGACUAUGAGGUGAACGAGUGUUUGAAGCAGCUGAUGAUGUCACUCCUGAGGGCUUACAGAUUCUCUCCCAUCAUCCCUGAUCUGGGCUUCCAGAUUCAUUAUCUUCGUCUGACGACGGCCAUCCUCCGACAUGAGAAUUCCAGAAAAUACCUGCUGAGCAACGUCCUGUUCGACGUGCUGCGCUCCGUGGUGUUCUUCUACAUCAAGACUCCUCUGCAAGUGAAGGAGGCUGGCCUGGAGGAGCUGAUCCCGACCACCUGGUGGCCCAGCCACUUCGACAAGGAGGGGAGGGAUGAGCGUGAGGCACGAGAGGAGAGUCCAGAGGAGAGGCUGAGGCGCAGGGCCUAUGAGCGAGGCUGCCAACGGCUCAAGAAGCGCAUUGAAGUCGUGGAGGAGCUGCAGGUCCAGAUCCUGAAGCUUCUGCUGAACAACAAGGACAAAGGGACGGGUGAAGCUUCCCGGUACAUCUUCCUGAAUAAGUUCCGCAAGUUUCUACAGGAAAACGCCAGCAACAGAGGGAACCCCACAGUGCUGUGCCCCCCGGAGUACAUGGUGUGUUUCUUGCAUCGUCUCAUCGCUGCAGUGCGCUUCUACUGGGAGGAGAGCAAGCGCAAGAGCUCUGGAAUGCUGGGCAGUGAAGAGGCCUACGUCCCUCCUCAGCUCUUCUACAAUGGGAAGGUGGACUACUUUGACCUACAGAGGCUGGGCGGCCUUCUCUCUCACCUGAAGAAAACCCUCAAAGAUGACCUGGCGACUAAAGCAAACAUCAUCAUCGAUCCGUCUGAGAUCCAGGCCAUGUCCAUGGAUGAUCUGGAUGAGGACGAGGAGAACGGGACAGUCCAGAGGCCCGCUGGUGCCACUGCGAUGGGCGGGGCCCUGGCUAGACCCAGCUGGCUGAGCUCUCCCACACUGGGCCGGGCCAACCGCUUCCUCAGCACCGCUGCAGUCAGCCUCAUGAGCCCACGCCGACCCCUGGGCACUCCUGAGAGGAUGAAGGUGCGCACCCUCUCCGUGGAGCAGAGGACAGAGGAGGACAUUGAAGGUAGCCAUGGUAACGAUGGCUUGUUGCAGGGGCGACCCCCGGAGGAGUCGGAUCAGCCAAUCACAGAGAAGUCCCUGCUGGAGAUCGUAGAUGGCAUUGUGAUGAUGUACAACCUGAGUGUACACCAGCAGCUGGGCAAGAUGGUGGUUGUGUCAGAUGAUGUCCACGAAUAUGCAGUCGCCCUGAAGGACACUGAGGAGAAGAUUGCUCGCUGCCCCAAGCAGAGGGAGGAUAUCCUGGAGGAGCUGAUGAAGAGUCAGAAGGUCUUUGCAGAGAAGCUCAAUCACCUGAGCCGACGGCUUGCCUGGAUCAAUGCUACCAUCUACUCGAAGGAUAAAAUGCUGGAUAUCUACUGGCUACUGCGUGUGUGUAUCCGCUCCAUCGAGCAUAUGGACAGGACGGGCUCCCUGUUUGCAUUCACUCCAGAGUUCUACCUCAACGUGGCGAUGAACAGCUACAGCGCCCUCAAGAACUACUUCAGCCCUUCCAACAGCAUGGAUGAGCUGCCUGGCUACGAGGAAACACUGACCCAGCUGGCUGCUAUUCUAGCUAAACACUUUGCAGACCCCCGGAUCGUGGGCACAGAUAUCAAGGACUCAUUGAUGCAGGCACUGGCCAGCUAUGUGUGUUACCACCAGUCACUGCGAGCAGUGGAGCGCAUUCCCGAGGAGCAGAGGGUGGCCAUGAUGAAGAACCUGCUGGCUCCCUAUGAGCAGAGACCCUGGGCACAGACUAAUUGGAUCCUCGUGCGCCUCUGGAGGGGCUGUGGCUUUGGUUACAGAUACACACGGCUCCCUCACUUGCUCAAAACCAAACCUGAGGAUGCCAACCUGCCCAGUCUACAGAAGCCCUGCCCCUCUAUCUUGCUCCAGAAGCACAUGGCAGACCUCCUGAGCAGAGACAAGGAGAUGGCAGCCAGCUUCCUCAACAGCGUCCUCAAUCAGCUCAACUGGGCCUUCUCCGAGUUCAUCGGAAUGAUCCAGGAGAUCCAGCAGGCAGCAGAGCGGCCCGAGAGGAACUUCGUGGACACACGGCAGCUCAAGGUGUGUGCGACGUGCUUCGACCUGUCCGUCAGUCUUCUGCGGGUGCUGGAGAUGACAGUCACCCUCGUCCCCGAGAUCUUCCUGGACUGGACUCGCCCCUCCGCAGAGCUGCUGCUGCGCCGCCUCGCACAGCUGCUCAACCAAGUUCUGAACAGGGUCACCGCAGAGAGGAAUCUGUUUGACCGGGUUGUCAACUUGCGUCUGCCAGGACUGGAGAGCGUGGAUCACUACCCUAUCCUGGUGGCUGUGACUGGGAUACUUGUCCGUAUUCUUGUGGACUGUGAAAUGCAGGGGGCAGCCCGUGCCUCUGCAGUCCUGCUGUCUGAUCCCUGCUUCCAGCUGCACUCCAUCCAGCACCUCCUGGGAGAAUCGGAGCUCUUAUCUUCGUUCAGAGCGCCCCCCCCGCCUGCAGAGCGCAAACACUUCUCCUUGCACACCUACACAGAUUACAUCAGCCCAGAAGAGCAGCAGAAGGUGGAGAGGAUGCUGUCCUUCCUGACUAAAGAGUCCAAGGAGGCUGCCGCCAGCGCUGCGGUGAGUGCUCCCACCAGUGAAGAGGACUUGUGUCCGAUCUGCUAUGCACACCCCAUCUCCGCCAUCUUCAAACCCUGCUCCCACAAAUCCUGCAAAGCCUGUAUCAACCAGCACCUGAUGAACAACAAGGAGUGUUUCUUCUGCAAAGCCACCAUCACUGGAGUGGACGACUACAGCAAGCCCCCAUCCUCCUAGCACCAGCCAGCCAGCCCUCGAGAGGCAGGGCCACCAACACAUCCGCACACACUGACGCAUGGCUUCAGAAACCGAGUCAACGUUGUUCAAAAUCAAAUCUAAUAAAAUGAGGCUGGAUAAUGAAAAA